AUGUGGAUGCCAGUGGCGAUCAGCAGCGGAACGUCCUUCCGCAUCCAGUGUGAGGAAGUUAAGAACCAAAAGGGCAUGUGCAAGAAGCAGGGUCUGAUUGCCACACAAUGGAAACCUGUUCUCCUACUUCACCUGCCACUGGGUUAUGUCAGUGUUCCAGGAAACAGAAACACCAGCACUCCGCUAGGGAAAAAACCUCCAGGAGUAGAAGCAACUAGCAAGGAGAAAACUAAGGUUAUGGAAGUCCUUGAGGGCAUUCUCUUGCCGGUAACAAUUUAUUCUAAAGAAAACCUGCAAUUUGCUAGAAAAUUCCAAUUCCAAGACACAGAUAUCUUCCUGGUUUCCUACCCCAAAUAAGGCACGACCUGGAUGCAGCAUAUUCUGAGCCUUAUACUCAACAAGGACUUCCAGAACCAAAAUAGAGUGCCUACCUAUAUUCGGGUCCCCUUUGUCGAAGCCCCAAACUUAGAGACAGAAAGAGCCAAAAUACCUGAACCACACCUCUUUGCUAGUCACCUCCAUGCCAACUUUUUCAUCAAUAACUUGAAGAACUCUAAGGCUCGAGUAGUGUUUUUGGUACAAAACCCAAAAGAUGUUCUGGUCUCCUAUUAUCACUACCACAAGUACACGAAGUUUCUGCCAAAUUUCAAUUCCUUUGAUGAUUCUUUCAUCAGUUCAUUGAAGGCAAAGGUUUAUUAUGGUUCUUGGUUUAACCACACUAAGAGUUGGCUAGAUGUCUGCCAUGAACUGAAUUCCUUUCUGAUCACCUAUGAAGACCUGUCUCAAGAACCUCGCCAGGUUAUCCAGAACCUGGCCGACUUCCUGGGAGAGAAGCUGAAACCAGAUGAUCUGGAGAGCAUCCUACAUUACAGCAGUUUUUCCUACAUGAGUCAAAAUGACUCCCUCAACUAUUCGUCUUCCAAAAUUUUUGACCACAGCAAGGGAAAGUUUUUUAGGAAAGGUGUAACAGGAAACUGGAAGGAAUACUUCUCACCAGAGCAGAAUGAUAAAUUUAACAAUAUCUACCAGGAAGAGUUGGAAGAUCUCAAUUUUAAAUUUGACUGGUCUCUGAACUGA
Molecule: messenger RNA, 1077 nt
Organism: Gracilinanus agilis (Agile Gracile Mouse Opossum)
Lineage: Eukaryota; Metazoa; Chordata; Mammalia; Didelphimorphia; Didelphidae
Product: sulfotransferase 2A1-like
Exons: 8
Biological process (GO): sulfation
Cellular component (GO): cytoplasm
Molecular function (GO): sulfotransferase activity
Source: RefSeq, a predicted model, not a curated record